AUGUCAGCCGUAGAAAAGCCGCUUGCACCUGCUAUAAGGACCACAGACAGAGAAAGGAGCGCUCUGUGCGAGAUCUGUAGGAAACUCAACCUCGAAUUAAGGUCCAAUCGUGCUCCUGCAAAAUAUUCGUUGGGGACAUAUGGGAGGAUCAAAGCCAGUACGGACUGUCCAUUCUGCCGCUUGGUCUCUCGGACAACGACACGAUCGGGCUCAGAUGCCAGUGAUAUCAUUACGGAGUGGAAUGAGAGAGGGUUUACCACCUCCCUGGGUGGUGUGAACAUGGUAUUCCUGGAUGAUGGGACAGCAACGACGGCUCGUGGAGGUGCUCGCGUUAUCAAGCCGCAGAUCUCCCCUGCGUUGAUACGGAAGUGGCUGGAGUUAUGUGAAACUCACCAUACCGAUACGUGUUCCCCGUCACCCGUGCUUCAAACCCCACACAAUGCUUCUGGUCUCGAAGUUCUUCGCGUCAUUGACGUUCAAGAUCAGUGUAUCACUGAAGCUACGCGUGAUACACGAUACAUUGCGCUCAGCUAUGUCUGGGGCACUGUUAUCCCUGCAGCACGAUUGCAGAGGGACAACGCAGCGGUGCUUUCUGCUCAGGGCGGACUCCUGACCGUACGAGAUCGUCUACCGCGCACAAUCGUCGACGCAAUUAACCUGGUAGCAUCGGUGGGGGAGAGAUACCUCUGGAUCGACAGCCUAUGCCUGGUUCAAGAUGACGAGGGGGAUAUGCUGCGUGGCAUAGCAAAGAUGGAUCUGGUGUUCAAAGGAGCGAUACUUACCGUCGUGGCCGGUCACGGCACUGACGCGAAUGCUGGUCUCCCCGGCUUGGUACCGGGAUCUCGGAAGGUAGAUCAAAAAAUUGAAGAGGUUCUACCUGGCGUGAGGAUGACGAUUACAAGAGGCGUCUAUGAUGACCUGUCCGAUUCGCGUUACACAUCUCGUGGUUGGACAAUGCAGGAGCUCCUUUUAUCACAUCGAACCCUCAUUCUGGUGAGCAGUGGCGUGCACUUUCGGUGCCAUGCGAAUUGUUGGAGCGAAGAUACGAUAUACGACAACUUCCCAACCGAAGUGAUUCCCACCCAAUCCCUUCAUUCAGGCUCACUUAUCGACGUUCUACCCGACAAACUCUCUGAACCUCUCCACGAUUACGGGAAUCUCCUUUUCCGUUAUACCUAUCGAGACCUUACGAAGGAAACGGAUAGAAUCCAUGCUACCACAGGUAUCCUUCGACAUAUCUUUCGCCAGAUUGAUGGCUCCUCGGCGGUGGAAGGUAUCCCAUCUGCAGCGUUUGAUAUUGGACUGCUAUCUUGGGAUCCAUUUCCGAAAUAUCCAACCUCAAAGACGGGACGGCGGCUCGGUUUUCCGAGCUGGUCAUGGGCGGGAUGGUGUAUGGCUAGGGUACCUUUAGGGUACCACAGAGACGAGCUAACCUACGCUGCAAACUUCCGCGACUGGUUACGCCAGCACACAUAUAUCACAUGGUACACCAUAAAUCCAAACUCAAAUACGACAAAGCCAAUCUGGGACAACGAAUUGCAGCACCGAUUCGGAGAGAAUGUGUAUGGCCGCAAACACGACCCCAGUCUCACCAGAUUGCCCACUGUCCCCCGCACCAUCAUUCCGGAAGAAUACAUGGAAUGUGGAUACCACCUUCUUGAUUUUUGGGCAUAUACCGUCAAAUGUCCAGCCUUAAAGCGCCAUGAAAACUCCGACUUUCAAAUUCUCGGAAAUGGUGGGCUAAAUUGUGGUGCAAUACGCCUCGACGACCCCGCGGGCUUUCCACACAUGGAGCCACCAUUCGAAAUGAUUCUCCUCUCGACAGCAAAUCGGUUCAAUAAUCUAUUCAAUGACAAUGUCGUCGUCGAGAAGCCUAUUUAUUUCGUCAUGCUCAUUCAAUGGUUAGAUCCUGAUAUGAUCGUUGCAGAGAGGAGAGGUAUGGGAUUUCUGAUCCAGGACUAUCUAGACCAGAUAUCGGAGCCCGGAAAGGUGUGGAAGGAAAUUGUGCUGGCUUAA
Molecule: messenger RNA, 2016 nt
Organism: Cyclocybe aegerita
Lineage: Eukaryota; Fungi; Basidiomycota; Agaricomycetes; Agaricales; Hemipholiotaceae
Source: the annotation of a GenBank genome assembly